Molecule: messenger RNA, 1451 nt
Organism: Wyeomyia smithii (pitcher-plant mosquito)
Lineage: Eukaryota; Metazoa; Arthropoda; Insecta; Diptera; Culicidae
Exons: 3
Coding region: 429-1451 (340 amino acids)
Source: RefSeq, a predicted model, not a curated record
AUUAAUUUACCAACAGAUCUGGAUAUCUUGAGAUAUUAUUUUUACUUAAGCGAACGUGCAAAAACAGAACAAAAAAAGUUUUCUUAUAAACAAUUCUCUAAUCACGUAACAGAUAGGUUGGUUGGAAUUUGGGAAAAACUUGGUAUGGAAAUAAUUUCAAAAAAAUAUGUUGCUGUUAAAUUGAAUAGAUUGGUUGACAAAUACCAAGCCGAAAUUAAGAAGACGAAUAGAGACCUUUUAGUGUUUACCGGUACUCUGAACGAAAUUUUUUAUAUUGGAGCAUGUAAAUGCGAUUUGACGGCAGCUCAAUGUAACUGCGGUUUGGUUCCAGAACGCCUCAAAGAGUUUAUGCACGAUCAACAUAAACAGAGAAGACUAACAAUUGAUGCAUUUCUGAUGGAAUUUGAAGAGCAAGAAAAUCGUCAUCAAUGCCAACAAUGCCAACAUACGAAGAUCCCGAAGAUACAACAUACGUAGACGUACCGAUGACGGUUGAUGAAGAUGUUAUGAAUAGAAGCACAAGUUCACAAUACACAGAAAGAUACGAUUGUUUUAACUUUGCCUUGAUGUGUGACAGAUUUGGUGUGUCUGAUAGAGUAGCGUCAGCAUUGGCAACCAGUCUUUUCAAAGAUUUUGAAAUGAAAGAUCAGCAUGGCGAACCUCUCAUCAUGGAUAAAUCGAAAGUUCGUAGAGAAAGAGAGAAAUGCAGACGAAUAGUGCUCCGCAAAAGGUUUGAUGAUUCCAGUUUAAUAGCGUUUUCAUUCGACGGCAGAAAAGAUGAUACUUAUACGAGAGAAAAAAUUGAUGGUAAGUAUCAUAGUAGGAUGGUAAAAGAACCUCACCUUGUUAUUUUGAGAGAACCGAAUUCUCGAUUGAUUGGUUACGCAAGACUGGUAGAGGAAAGUGCUGAAUACAAAACAACAAAAUUGAAUGAAUUUUUCAACGAUAAAAACAUAUCUCUGGAUGCAUUGAUUGGCAUAUGCACUGACGGUGAGCCAACAAACACUGGCACACACGGUGGAAUUAUACGAAGAUUCGGAUUGCUGCUAAAAAGACCAUUGCAUUGGUUUGUUUGCCUUCUACACUUCAACGAACUUCCGUUUCGACAUUUGUUUGGGGUUUUGGAUAAAUCAUCCACCACUGGACCAACAUCAACAACCGGGAAACUAAGCAAGCAAAUUGAAAAUUCUGAAGCUCUUCCGGUGGUAAGCGACUUUCAGAGAAUUGCGUUGGAAAAUAUGCCUCCUGUUGCAGAACAGCACGAAUAUUCCACCGAUUCGCAGUACUUAUACGACAUGGCACAUGCAAUUUCUAAUGGCGCGGUUUCUGUGGAUCUGGCAAACAUUAAACCAGGGAAAAUUCCCCCUACAUCGCCCACUCCGUCAUCGGCAGUGUUCGGCCGCAUUCGGGGUUUCGACUUUCUGCAGAGCCGAGCCAAUAGUCCGUUGUAG